Tarenaya hassleriana is the source of this 1749-nucleotide messenger RNA. RefSeq lists its product as uncharacterized. Bases 421 to 1611 code for a protein of 396 amino acids. Lineage: Eukaryota; Viridiplantae; Streptophyta; Magnoliopsida; Brassicales; Cleomaceae. Gene Ontology annotation, molecular function: glycosyltransferase activity. Gene Ontology annotation, cellular component: membrane. The transcript is spliced from 11 exons. The record is from RefSeq and is a predicted model, not a curated record.
CGUCUUCUUCUUCUUCUCUGUUUCAGGCAUUCUCUUCGUAUCAGAGAGAGAGAGAGAGAGAGAGAGAGAUCAGAAGAGGGAGAAAAACGAAUCCUUCGAUACGAAUUACAGAAGAGAAUCGAAACUGCCGAGGGAGAGACGUAUACAUGCGUAUCUAUACAUUUAUACGUAUUCGCAGGGCAAUGUAUACGUCCGGAUGAAUACGCAGCACUGAGGUCUUUGAUUGUCAAGGAUUGGUUUUUGUCUGAUUUUCCCUGGAUCUUUGACGGGAAACAAACAAGGGAUUGGAAUCCUGGAUUCCUCAGACAGAGAUACGAUCUGGGUAUAUUGAAACCUCAGGAUUUGAUCUGUUCAAGUUGUUGGCCUGUCUUCGUUGUUACAGAAUUUCGAGACUGUGUAAAGGUAUGAGAUUCUGAUGAGAUGAGGCCGAUGAAGGGUUGGCGUCUAGGCAGUUUAGGUGAUAUGCAAUCUUUGAAUGGAGCUCGUUACCGUUCUUCUCAUGGAAGGAGGCCAAUAUGGAUCAUUGCAGCGGUUUCACUGGUUAGCAUGUUCUUCAUAUUUGGUUAUAUGUAUCCCCAUCACAGUAAAGCUGCUUGUCACAUGAUGAUCUCUUCGAGAGGGUGUAAGGCUCUGGCCGAUUGGCUUCCGCCUUCACCGAGGCAAUAUUCAGACGAGGAAAUUGCAUCCCGUGUAGUGAUUAGGGAGAUUUUGGAUUCUCCCCCGGUUAAAGGGAAGACCUCUAAGAUUGCAUUCAUGUUCUUGACUCCGGGUUCUUUGCCUUUAGAGAUGCUUUGGGACAGAUUUUUCCAGGGCCAUGAAGGGAAAUUCUCAGUUUAUAUCCAUGCAUCAAGGGCAAGGCCAGUUCAUGCCAGCCGGUACUUUGUUAACCGUGAGAUACGCAGUGACGAGGUGGUAUGGGGAAGAAUAUCGAUGAUUGAUGCUGAGAGACGGUUGUUAGCAAGUGCUCUCAAAGAUCCCGAGAACCAGCAGUUUGUUUUGCUUUCAGACAGUUGCGUACCGCUUCGAAGUUUUCAGUACAUUUACGACCAUCUGAUGUACACCAAUAUCAGCUUUGUUGACUGCUUUGAAGAUCCCGGUCCACAUGGAUCAGGCAGGCAUAUGGAUCACAUGUUGCCGGAAAUUCCAAAGAAGUAUUUUCGGAAGGGGGCGCAGUGGUUCACCAUGAAGCGUCAACACGCCGUGAUAGUUAUGGCUGACGGUCUUUACUAUUCGAAAUUCCGGGAUUACUGCCGGCCAGGUGUAGAGGGUAACAAGAACUGCAUUGCUGAUGAACAUUAUUUGCCAACUUUUUUCCAUAUGCUCGAUCCCGGGGGCAUUUCUAACUGGACUGUAACUCACGUUGAUUGGUCCGAGAGAAAGUGGCAUCCAAAAACAUACAUGCCCGAGGAUAUUACGCACGAGCUCCUUAAGGACAUCACGUCUGUUGAUACAAACUCACAUGUAUCGAGCGACGGGAAGGGGGGAGAAAUACGAUCGCCUUGCCUGUGGAACGGGAUUAAGAGACCUUGCUACUUGUUCGGGCGGAAAUUCCACCCGGAUACGCUCGAUAAGCUCUUGGAUCUCUUCUCGAACUACACGAGCAUUGCAUAGCGAUAGAUACAACGACUAGUGCGGAUUUUCCCGACGUGAAUUCUUCGAUCGAAGCGUGCGGUUAUUCCAAAAACCCGGAAUCAGCUAAAGCUUUGAGGCGUAUGUGUAUGGAAGAGCCCUUUAAAGAAAGAUGCAACU